Molecule: messenger RNA, 2420 nt
Organism: Ornithodoros turicata
Lineage: Eukaryota; Metazoa; Arthropoda; Arachnida; Ixodida; Argasidae
Exons: 11
Coding region: 1-2112 (703 amino acids)
Source: RefSeq, a predicted model, not a curated record
AUGUUCUGUAGGCCGGAAAGCCAACAUGACAGAGGGCUGGCUAAUGAUCUUGGUGUCCGGUGGAAGCUUCUAGAAGAACGCGGAACACCUCCUCAAGCUCAAAGAAAUGAUACCAUCAACAUCAUUUUGCGCGUCGUGGAGUCGAGCCCGUGCCCUCUCGGCGAAGACACGGUGAGCUUCGAGAAGGUCGUGGGCCUGAAACCGAGCACCAGCCGCAUGUCCCCCAUGUUUGCGCACAGAGAGGGAUUCGGCGCUGGAGGUCUGACCAGCGACUGCCUCCGUCGGUGCCAAGCAACGCCCCACUGCAUCGGAGUCAUGGUCAACUACGAACAUAACGCCUGCUUCGCGGCGUCGGCCGUUGGUACCAUCGCACCCCUGGGACCUUUGGGCCCCAUACACAGAGAAGAACCGUUGGUUCAAGCGUCGGAUCGUUCGAGCUACUUCGCCAAGAUGUGUAUGCAUGGUCCAGCAUGUGAAAGGGACUGGCUCAUGGAACGUGUUCCCGGCAAAGAACUGCGAGGCUUCGAUGACCGCAUUGUGUCUGGUGUUCCCAGUCGCCACCGGUGUCAAGAGCUGUGUCUUCACGAACGUUCUUUUCCCUGUCGUUCCGGAGAGUUCGACCCUCGCAGUCGGCAGUGCCGGCUUAGCACACAGGACAGGAGGACACAGCCCGACGCUUUCAAGCCGGCCAGAGUCGCUGCUGUGGAGUACUUCGAAAACUUGUGCGUACCAGCUACCCCGGAGACCUGUGACUACGAACUACGGCGAGAUGUAGACCUCUUCAGGGCCGACACAGUGAGGACGGCCUUCAACAGUGACCAGUGCAGGGCACUGUGCGACGCCUCUCGGGAAUUUGCCUGCAGAAGCUUUACAUUUUCCGAAGCCAACGGUCUUUGCUUCUUGUCCGGGGACGACACCGUGUCCCUCGGAGGCUUCGCACUUAAGAUGAGGCCCGGAGUUGGCUUCUACCAGAGGGGGCACUGUGUCGACCCGGUACAGCUGUCCUGCACUCGAGAAGCUAUGGUUCUUACCAUGAACACUGUAGAUCCCUUCCGUGGUAGAGUCUACGCACGGGCCGACUCGCCACCUUGCGAAGUCGUCGGCAGCGGCUCCAAGUCCACGACUCUUACGUUAGGUCUACUCGACCGCAAAUGCGGCAUCACGGAAGAUGAAGGCGGUCGGUUCACAACAACGGUUGUGAUCCAGCAUCAUCCAAUGAUACAGCAGAAAGGAGAUCGGAUCAUCAAGCUCUUCUGUCUGUUCAACACCGGUAAUAAGACGGUGACCAACACGUACAAGGUCCUUGUCGGUCAGUCCCCGAGCCGUCGGCCUGGCGUCGUCAAUGCCACGGCGCCCUCUCCCAACAUCCGCAUGAGGAUCACAGAUCGCGCCGGGGCCGACAUCACCGGUGCAAAGCUGGGGGACGAACUCUUUCUCCGCAUUGAGAUUGACGAUGACAGCGUGUUCGGCAUCUUCGCACGGAACCUCAUCGCGACCAGCGGGCAAAAUGAUGACUCCAUCGUUCUGAUCAACAGCGCCGGAUGUCCGACAGACAACACGAUCUUUCCAGCCCUCCAGAGAACGGAAGGCAACAAAGGCCUGCAUAGCAGAUUCGAGGCGUUCAAGUUUGCCGACGACGUAGUCGUUCGCUUCCAGGUGACAGUUCAAUUCUGUCUGCACGAAUGUGCGCCUGCAUCGUGCGACAAUGGCGGGACGAAGUCCUUCGGAAGAAGAAGAAGGAGGAGGCGCGAAGUUGGGCCACGUUCUACGACCGCAGCGCCAACUGCGGCUACGAUGCUUCCCGAGUACCCGCUUCAAAGAGAAAUCAUCGUAGAGGGGAUCGGAGGAAACAGAAUGACAGAUGGCGGAACGGCUACGACUAGAAAUCGGCCGACAUCAGACGCGCACAUGGUGUGCGCCACGCCCACGGUGGUCACCGCAGCAGUGAUUGCAGCGUUCCUCAUCCAACUCGCCGCCAUCGCAGCCUGUGUCUCCUGCAUCGCCCUCAUACGCAGGUCGUGGGAGAAACAAGACAUGGAAGUUCCCGUUCGAGCAGCACGCUCAACCGUGUCUGCGUGUAGUUCCUGGAACAGGACACUGAACCGCGUUUGAGUGCGCGUGGACUCAUUGCGACGUGACAUGUUGUCUGCAGCCUUAGGCCUAAGGGAUAAGACAUGUCCCUGGAGAGCACGCUGCAAGGACUCUUGGCAAUCUUUGUGCAACCGCGUGAUGUGAAGUGACUACGAAGGGCGUAGGGGUUGUAUUGGCUGCUCCUUUUCUGUUCGGCACGAGUAGUUGAAAGGAAACCUCGAUAAACACCAACUAUGUGAUGUCGUCUGCCCGGUCGGUACACAUCGUCCGCGUCGUUUACAUAAAUGAACAAAAAAUAACCACAUCGUCUGUUUCGUUUGAGUACGACG